Molecule: messenger RNA, 1623 nt
Organism: Zophobas morio
Lineage: Eukaryota; Metazoa; Arthropoda; Insecta; Coleoptera; Tenebrionidae
Product: recQ-mediated genome instability protein 1-like
Exons: 2
Coding region: 223-1584 (453 amino acids)
Biological process (GO): double-strand break repair via homologous recombination; resolution of meiotic recombination intermediates
Cellular component (GO): nuclear body; RecQ family helicase-topoisomerase III complex
Molecular function (GO): nucleotide binding
Source: RefSeq, a predicted model, not a curated record
AUGUUCGAAAAUUUCGACAAAAUAAACACCCGAAAGUGUUAUUUGCACGCCAACUUGCAAUCUGAACUCGUUUAACCACCCAGUGAUGACCAAAGUGCACUAAUUGAGAAUAUAUUCACAUCGAUUUGAAUUUACCGCCCGAAAAUGACAUAAUCGUCGCUUGUCAAAACAUAACCUACAAAAAUUCAAAAUAAACCCUCCCGAUGCCUCGAAACUCGCCCGAUGGCCGAACUAACCACCAUCAAAUCCUUCUUCACCUCCAUCCAAGUCCACUUCUCCGACAUGUGGCUCGAAAGCUGCAUCCACUGGUGCAAAACCGAGACCCUCUCCCCCAACUACACCCCCAAAGAGCUCCAAUCCAAAGUGUACGAACAGUGGCUCUUGCUCGACCUACGCGACGUGGAAGUGGCCGUCCUGCCGCCGCACCUCUCCACCAAGCAGCACUACACCCUCACCGGGAACUUCUGUCUGCAGAUGAUGCAAAUCGUGGACAUAUCUAAGCCCAAGCUGUGGCAGCUGCAGAAAAUCCGCAACAGCAACGCUCUGACGAGAGGAACUCAGCAAGACUCGGACAUCGCGGGCACGGGGAAACGCCUUCUGCAGAUGACCCUCACCGACGGGGUGCAAGAAAUCGAGGCCAUGGAGUACCGACCCGUGCCGACUUUGAGACUCAAUUUGGCCCCCGGGACGAAGAUGAGGGUCAUGGGGCCCGUGGUGGUGCGUCGGGGGCGGUUGAUGCUUGAGCAACAAAACGUGAAGGUGCUGGGGGGCGAAGUGGAGGAGUUGCUGGUGGCGAACGCGUCUGAAAAUGUGCUAGCGCGGGCGCUGAAGCUGCCGUUGAACCCCAAUCCGGGGGCCAUCGAGGAGAGGUUGCUCGCGGUGGAGAAAGAGGAGAAGGAUGAGGGGUAUUUGCAGGUGAAGAACGUGAAACCACAGGUGCUAAGACAGAAAGUGGCGGUAGACACAAUGGAGGGGGAUUUGACUGCAGAGGAGAUCGAGAUGUUAUUGGAGGCGGAAGCUGAGUUUGAUCAAACAAGGAGGGAUGAUAAUAGAACUCCAGACUUGUUUGACGAGGGCGGUUUUAGUAGGAGUCGUACGUCGACACAAGUGGCCCCCAUGUCGCUUGACGACGACGACGACGUCUUCAACGACAUAGACAUUGACGCUCAUUUAGACCAAGUGGAAAGUGCGCCAGUGGCGGGACCUAGCGUAAUCACAAUAGCCAAACUUAUACAAAACAAAAACAAUAUAAGUAAAGGUGUGUUUAGAAUCCGCGCGAAAUUCAAAUCGGUCGAAGAAAAACUAACCGUGAGCGACGGGGAGUACAAAUUAGUCAUAAAAGUUGAGGAUGCGAGUGGGGAUUUGGUGGUUCGCGUGCACAGUGACGUCAUUUCUGAGUUCGCGGAGUGCACCCCCACUUCAAUAAUGAGUCUGAAGAGUAACGUGUUGGGUAAAAACAAAGAAGCGAUAGAAAAAAUGAUGCAGACUAUAGUGAAAGUCAAGGAUAAACUCCUGGUUCUAGACAACAUCCUCGUCGUCCAAAUCGAAAAAGACAAAACCCCAGUCAUCACAAAAAUCCUGUAGCGAGCGAAGCGAGCUUCACCAAUAAACCCUCAAUCUGAA